UUUGGUUGAGUUUAAUUCCCAAAUGAAUGAAAACUCUGUAUCUCUCUAUUCAAACAGUGGUUCAUCAGUGCCAUUUGACUUUAUCGAAUUCGGUGUAGGAUACGAUUUCCAUACUUUGGUGUGUUGGACAAUACAUAACCACAAAAUUGCUAAAAUGAGUGAUGAAGGAUCAUCGUCAGCCAAACAAACCAGGUACAUGCUCAGAAGCAGUACCAGAAAUGGACUUGUCGUUGCAGAACAAAAUGAGGACACAAAUGGACAACGGAAGCGCAAGGGUCCACUUCGAUUGAUGGAUCUAAAUGACGACUGUUUGCUGGCAAUCAUCGGAAAUAUGAAUGUGAUCGAACUGUGCGAUGUCGCUGAAACCUGCAAGCGUACACAGGCAUUGGCGCAGUACCACUUUCAUUUGAAGCAUCGUCGACUUGAUUUGGUAUCAUUAGCUGGACCCAAACCGAAGCUGGCAUUGCGGUUGCUUCGAAAUUUUGGCGGCGAAGCUUUAUCAUUGAACAUGGCACGCGAUUUAUUUCCACACAAAGAGAAAGUUGCUUCACGUAAAUUGUUGUCGCUGAUUGCAAAGUACUGUUGUCCAAAUAUAUUGACCGAGCUCUCACUCAGUCAAUUUAUCAUAACACCUGAUCCGAUGAAAGAUUUGAAGGAAUUAUUCGGAUCAUUGGAAAUGUUGAAACUUGAAAAGACCACUAUGGAAGACUGUGACUUGAGCCCAUUCAAGGACAACUUGAAAGUAUUGAACAUGGCUCUUGGCAACUUCCAUUACUCACCAUACCCUGCUCGAAUCUACAAUUCACUGAUAAAAUUCGUCAACACCGCCAAAUCUUUGAAAGUUUUGUCGAUUGAUAAUCACGGGCCAUCACUUCCGUCACGCGUUUUUAUAGCAAUUGGUAAAUUUAAAGAUUUGAAGGAGCUUGAAUUGGAUGGCCGAGAUACUUGUAGAAAAACGUUCCAACGCAAUUGCUCGCAUUUAUUUGCACUGAACAAUUUAAAAGUGUUAAAAAUAAACUGCCAUGGUUAUUUCGUUCAGCACCUCGUUGAAGGACUUGCAGCAAAUAAUAUUGCCAUUGAGCAUUUGUCACUCAAAAAUGGUACAUUUGAUAACGGUGUGAGCGUAGCCACAGCUAUUUCCAAGUUGGAAUCGAUUAUGAUUUUGAAACUUUUCGUAAUGGGAAACGUGAAUAAUGCACAUUUACUGGUCAUGGCGAAAGGUUUGAAACUGCUCACCGAAUUAGUUGUCAUCGGUUGGUUUUCAGUGAAUGCUACACAACAAGGAAUCGUUGAAAUGCUUCGUGAAGCCGAUCGAUUAUCGUGGUUGGAAAUCAGCACACGUCAAUUCAAAUUCAACAUCGAUACGUAUAACGAGAUGCUCGCAAUAAUAAAAAAACGCCCUGAACACAUCAAAUUGCAGGUGAUAUUUGGCCACUGGUCUGGGGAGUCAUUCGACCGUAAAGGAAAUCUACGAUCAAACGACAAAUGGCUGAGCGUGAAGGAAGUCUCGACACUCUACGACGAUUGAUGAAUAUUUUCGAUCAAUACUCCCAUUCAUCAGGGAUAAUUGCUAUAUUGCGAAAAAGUCAAUAAAUUCAAUGCAAACAUUUAGAUUGAAAACAAAAAUUUGUCAGCUGAUACUGAAAAUAAUCAGUGAUGAUCGCUGAAUGAAAGUAUUACAAACUUUGAAAUCAACAUUUAUUUCAAAAUAAAACGUAUAUUUCCCAUAUAUUUUUU
Sitodiplosis mosellana (orange wheat blossom midge) is the source of this 1737-nucleotide messenger RNA. RefSeq lists its product as uncharacterized. The coding region runs from base 23 to 1528 and encodes 501 amino acids. The record is from RefSeq and is a predicted model, not a curated record. Lineage: Eukaryota; Metazoa; Arthropoda; Insecta; Diptera; Cecidomyiidae. The transcript has 2 exons.